Molecule: messenger RNA, 523 nt
Organism: Meloidogyne enterolobii
Lineage: Eukaryota; Metazoa; Nematoda; Chromadorea; Rhabditida; Meloidogynidae
Source: the annotation of a GenBank genome assembly
GAUAAUCAAGAUGCGAACAAGCGACGACACGUCAGGAAGGAGUGAAUCUUCCAAAAUAUCUCCGCCCUUGAAAACGGGUUCUCUUCUUCAGUUACUUUGUAAAUUCAAUGGAGGAUGUACACCUGAAUCAUUGCACAUCGAAAUGAGAAAAAGAUACAACGAAAAUUUACAACACAUACAAACACUUACAAGCAUGACAAAUGAAGAUAUCGCAACCGCGGGAAUUGGACAACGUGAAUUUUCUGAUGGAAAACCUGGAAAGAAGUAUUUAGUUACAAAUCAUUUGCGUCAUAUUCAGUUUGAAGUAUAUCCAAGUAAAUUAACAAUUAUGGGCGCUGAUCGUGUGUUUGCAUUGCGUGGAUACCUACGUGUGACUAUUAGACAAUAUUUUUAUGUUCGGCAUCACAUAGAUCUCAUCUAUCCCCAGCUACCUUUGGUAUGCGUUUUUGGCGGAAGAAACCACCAAUAUUUCUACCCUAUUGAAUGCUUAGACUAUGUAGACUUUGAAGAACAGAAAAAUUAA